Rhinocladiella mackenziei CBS 650.93 is the source of this 1770-nucleotide messenger RNA. RefSeq lists its product as uncharacterized. Gene Ontology annotation, molecular function: carbohydrate:proton symporter activity. Bases 1 to 1770 code for a protein of 589 amino acids. The transcript has 8 exons. NCBI's taxonomy places the organism in Eukaryota, Fungi, Ascomycota, Eurotiomycetes, Chaetothyriales, Herpotrichiellaceae. Gene Ontology annotation, biological process: carbohydrate transport; transmembrane transport. The record is from RefSeq and is a predicted model, not a curated record. Gene Ontology annotation, cellular component: membrane.
AUGGGACCGAGGACGAAGGGAGCUCGGUCACGGUUGUCGGCGCUCCAGCCCCUUGCCAUCCGACCGGCCCUGAGCACCGAUAUCCGUUUCAGCAUCCGCCAAAAACACCCCAGACUCAGUGGACACUCAUCCCGCAUUCGCCUGGAUCUGAACUGGAAGCCCCGAGAGCCUGGGUUUUGGGAAAAAGACUAUUUUCCCCGAUACGAGUCAGAAGAACGGGUCCUCAUUCAGCAACUCUCAUAUAUCAAACGGACAGCCCUCGCUCCUUCCACAGCUUCAUUCACUUUCACAGUAACACUCUCAGUAUCACAAUUUAACUUCGGCUUUGAUCAGCAAGGGUUUGCUGCAACCCAAGCCAUGGACGCUUUUGACCGACAAUUUGGAAAAUACAAUUCGAAGAAAGGCACCUAUGAACUACCCACUGUGUGGUUGUCGCUCUUCAAUGGACUUAACUAUAUUGGCUUCGGCGGUGGAAUUAUUAUCGGAAGCUUCGUCAGCAAGCACUUUGGCAGGCGUAUGUGCAUGUUCACAAUGAGCUGUUGGGCCAUUGUUGCGGCGACUAUCAUCAUUACUUCUAAGAAUCGGGAUCAAAUUCUUGCCGCACGCGUGCUAAAUUAUAUCUAUAUCGGCAUGGAGCUCUCGGUUGUGCCUAUUUUCCAGUCUGAAAUCACUCCUCAAAAAGCCCGUGGAUUUGUGGUGGGAACGUAUCAAAUCAGUCUAGUGGUGAGUCUUGUCAUCAACAGUGUCGCCCGCGGAACUGGCUCUAUGGAGAACAAUGCUGCGUGGCGCAUUCCAUUUGGCCUUUUCUACAUCAUACCAUCCUGUGUGGCCGCCUGUAUUUGGUUUGUGCCAGAGUCUCCUCGAUGGCUUAUUAUGAAAGAUCGCCCCGAACAAGCCAUGCAAACUCUGCGGAAGCUCCGAAGAGGUAAAUUCUCCGAUGACGAAAUUGCUGCCGAGUUCCAGAUGAUCCUUGCCGGUAUCAACCAGGAACAUGAAAAAGGCACGUUCGUCGACAUGUUCCGUGGGGUCAACUUGAAGCGGACAUUCAUUGUCCUGGGCUGCAACUUCUUCCUUCAAUCGACUGGUUCCAUCUUUGUUUCGGUCUAUGGGGCUAUCUUUGUGAAGUCAUUGGGUACAAUCAACCCUUUUACCAUUACUUGUACUACGGCAGCGGUGAACUUUUGGGUUGGCAUCCUCGCCAUGGCGUUGGUGGAUAAACUUGGGAGACGCAUCAUGUUACUCAUCGGAGCCUCCAUUCAGUGUGCAGCAUUGAUGAUCAUGGGUGCUCUAGGGACGGUCCACAACCCUGGCCAUGACAUCAAAUCAGGCAUUAUUGCGAUGAUGAUCAUCUUCGCUUCAGGGUAUUCUCUGGGUUGGGCUCCAAUUGUACACACACUGAGUGCAGAGCUUCCAAGCUCGAAACUGAGAGACAUGACGUACAGAACCGCAUCUGUGCUAAACAUCUGCACACAGUUUGCUGUUUCAUUCUCCAUACCAUAUCUCCUCAAUGCGCCGUAUGCAAAUCUUGGUUCCAAAGUCGGGUUUAUUUUUGGCAGCAUGGCAUUAAUCUCCAUUGUUUUUGCCUUCUUUUGCGUGCCUGAGUGUCGCGGCCGCUCUCUGGAAGAAAUCGACCUCCUUUUCGAAUCGGGAACUAGGAUGCGCGACUUUGUGACUGCCAAGGUAGACCUCCAAGCCGAUGCAAGGGAGAACUUGGAAUUGAAGGCGGGCGUCGUUGCUCAUGUUGAGCAAUCCGUAGUUCCCAAGAUAUGA